Closterium sp. NIES-65 is the source of this 927-nucleotide messenger RNA. The record is from the annotation of a GenBank genome assembly. NCBI's taxonomy places the organism in Eukaryota, Viridiplantae, Streptophyta, Zygnematophyceae, Desmidiales, Closteriaceae.
AUGCCCAAAUGGGGCCAGCCGUCAGGAGCGACAGCAACGCUGGCGAUCGUGUCGGGAUGGACGGUGACAGUGGCAGCAGUGGGGGACCCGGGGGCAGCCGGCAGGAGCGACAGCAACGGUGGCGAUAGUGUCUGGAUGGACGGCGACAGUGGCAGCAAUGAGUGGGCGAUUCUAGAAUUUACGUCUCCUCCUUUGCCCCCAUCCUUACCACCCUCUUUCUCCCGCACCUCCCACCAUUUUCCAACACCAGGCGGCCAGCCGUCAGGGGCGACAGCAACGGUGGCGAUUGUCUUGGGAUGGACGGUGACAGUGGCAGCAGUGGGGGACUCGCGGGCCAUUCUAGACACCACUGGAGGGGGCGUGACGCCUCUUUCUUUGGACCACCGCUUUGAGGUGUCUGAGGACGAGUGCAACAGAGUGCUCAAAGAGGGUGGCCAACUCGCCAGGCUUCGGACCUUCGAUGGCACGCAGCUGGGCCCACUACGAAGCUGGCCGGGAGGGCUGUGUGUGUCGCGGUCGAUAGGCGAUGUGGACUGUGGAACGUUCAUCACGCCGCUGCCGCAUGUCAAGCAGAUUCAGGUCCCCCAGGCGGGAGGCAGGGUGGUGAUGGCGUCUGAUGGGCUGUGGGACGCAGUGGACUCAGACAAGGCCGCCAGGCGAUGCAGAGGGCUGCCCUGCACCGCUGCUGCCCCACUGCUUGUCAAGGAGUCCAUAAAGGCCAAGGGCCUACGGGAUGACAUAACAGUGCUAGUGAUCGACCUGCUCGCCGCCUCUGCUGCCGCUGACCCCUCCGCCUGCCCCGUGCCCAAGGCCCCCAGCUCCAAAUCCUUCUUCUCCAAGUUCAGGCGCAGGAGCUACGCCAGCUAUCUCUCCAAGUCCUCCAAGAAACUAAGCUCUCUACCACCUACCACCCCAACUUUUCAAUAA